This is a messenger RNA of Oreochromis aureus, 908 nucleotides long. RefSeq names its product homeobox expressed in ES cells 1. NCBI's taxonomy places the organism in Eukaryota, Metazoa, Chordata, Actinopteri, Cichliformes, Cichlidae. The record is from RefSeq and is a predicted model, not a curated record. The transcript is spliced from 5 exons. Bases 173 to 679 code for a protein of 168 amino acids. Gene Ontology annotation, cellular component: nucleus. Gene Ontology annotation, biological process: regulation of transcription by RNA polymerase II; forebrain development; pituitary gland development. Gene Ontology annotation, molecular function: RNA polymerase II cis-regulatory region sequence-specific DNA binding; DNA-binding transcription repressor activity, RNA polymerase II-specific.
GUUGGAAUGUGCAAGGGAUUUUUGAUAUGCUGCUUUGCAGAAGGAACCAGCGGAGUUAAAGUGAGAAAUGCUGACAUGUUGACAUCACUGGGAAAAUUUUGAAGAUUCACUAAAGUUUGAAAGGCCGGGGGCGCUUGGCUUUCAGGGUUGUUUAUAAGUCAGCGUAAUCAUUAUGGCGUCUGUGACAGUUGAAAGCAGGCUGGCAUUUUCCAUCGAUCGGAUUCUGGGUUUGGAAAGGCCCAGAAACUGCCUGAAACUCCACCGACCCUGGGCAGAAAAUAAUGUGGAGAGCGAGAACAGAGAACAACAGCAGCAGCUAAACUCCCAGCCGACAUCAAACUGGUAUAUUGGACGCAGACCACGCACUGCCUUUACCAACAGCCAGGUGAGUAUACUGGAGACAGUGUUUCAGGUGAAUUGUUAUCCGGGUAUUCAGCUGAGGGAACAGCUGGCAGAGAGACUCGACUUGGAUGAGGACAGAAUACAGAUCUGGUUUCAAAAUCGACGCGCCAAACUGAGGCGUUCGCUCAGAGAAACCCGACUGCAGCUGGUUCAAACAGCUGUGGCUGACCUCGAGGUCGGACAUGAGGUCAUUGGUCAUCUGCAGGUCAGGUUGGGCAGGCGAGGUGACAGAGAGCUCCUCUCUCAUCUACAGGUUGAGGCAGAGAAAGAAGGCUGAUUAACGACUUUUUCUUAUUAAGGACACAUCAUCAGUUUCUUCCAGAUUCUGUCUUUUGUCUUUCUUUUGUCCAAAAACAUGACAAUGAAAAAAAAUGGAGACAAAUUAAUGUCCGAGUUGUUUCGCACUGUUUUAUCUCAGUGAGCGGCACAAACCCAGGUGAUUGUUUUUGGCACUAAAAAUAAAUUCCUCAAGUUGAACAUACUGAUAAACUAUAAUGUUUGACAUU